Molecule: messenger RNA, 2338 nt
Organism: Xenopus tropicalis (tropical clawed frog)
Lineage: Eukaryota; Metazoa; Chordata; Amphibia; Anura; Pipidae
Product: gastrula zinc finger protein XlCGF26.1-like
Exons: 5
Coding region: 500-2269 (589 amino acids)
Biological process (GO): regulation of cell differentiation; negative regulation of transcription by RNA polymerase II
Cellular component (GO): nucleus
Source: RefSeq, a predicted model, not a curated record
UGCAGCUCCCCCGGCGCUUUAUUGAGGGAGUGGAAACAAUUGCCAAAGUGCUUUUAACCAACUAAAUAGUAACAGUGCCCAGGCGGUGUGAGCGCUACCGGCAAAUCCUGCCCCCGCACUCACGGCUCAGGUUCCACUGUAACCCCCCCCCCCCCAGAUUUAUUAUAUUGUAUAGCCACGUGACAGGAAUUUGGCGCAAUGGCGGCGGCACGCCCACCUAGUGACGCCACAGAAGCGAAAGUAAGCCUUCAUUUGAUUGGCUCUCUGAAUGUGAAUUGAUCCAAACUGACCGAAUUGUGGAGAAAGUUGCACGUCCCUCCCCCAGGGAAGGCUGGAAGCACCGCCCACCGAUACACAGAUACAGCCUGAAUAGAGCAGUGAGGGGCCGGCUGGGGAUUGUGUCCUGUGUCCCUGUAACUCCCUCCCCUGUGUCCCUGGCAUUGUCCCUCCCCUGCACUCACAUCUCCAGCCUGGGCUACUGGGGAUUUAUCCAGGGAGAAUGGACGUGAAAGUGGAGAAUGAAGAGAACCAUCUGCCCACAAUAAAGAUGGAAGUAGAUUCAGUUUUUGCGGAUAUCUCCCAUUACUCAGAGUCAGAGAUUACGCAGAUUCAGAUAAAAGAGGAAUGGGACUCUGAUGACUGUGAGGACUCCAGGCCGGAUUUCCCAGUUCCACUUACUGAUGAAGGGUCCCCGGGGAUUUGGCAGAGGGAAGUGAAAGCAGAGAAUGAAGCACUUCGUCUCGGGCAGAUGAACCUCAGCGCUGAGGGGGAUCCCAAAACCAAGGAGGGAAAUUUGUCUUCUGAAACUCAAAGCCCUUUAAUGAACUCACAAGUGCCAGAAAGCGAUGACCCGUGUGAUGCUGCGAAUACAACCCAGGGGCGGCUGCACGAAGGGGACGUGUCGUCGGGUUUUAUCUGCGGUCACUGUGGGGUGGUCUGCUCUGAAAACGGGGAUCUAGGCUCGCACCGAUGCACCCAGCCUUGCACUGAGGAGAAACCCACGGCACAGAAACCUUUUCCCUGCCCCGAGUGUGGGAAACAAUAUGGCAGCAAGCGGAGUCUGCAAACCCACCAGCUGAGUCACACCGGGGAGCGGCCCUUCUCCUGCGCAGAAUGUGGCAAAAGCUUCACAAGGAAAUACAAACUCGUGAGGCACCAGAUGAUCCACAGAGGGGAGAAACCCUAUUCCUGCUCCGAGUGUGGGAAGCGCUUCUCUCAGCUGGGGAACCUUUAUUCCCACCAGAAGGUUCACACCGGGGAGAAACCCUAUAUAUGCACAGAGUGUGGGAAAAGCUUCUCCCAGAUAAACAACCUGUACACUCACCAUAAAAUUCAUACGGGAGAGAAACCGUACUCCUGCCGGGAAUGCGGGAAAAACUUCUCGCAAAGGAGCGGCCUUCUAGCCCACGAGAAAACCCACUUAGGGGAGAAACCAUUCUCCUGCACAGAAUGUGGGAAAAGCUUCUUUUUGAAGAGCCAGCUUCACAGUCACCAGAAAUCCCAUGCAGACGAGAAGGAUUUCCCGUGCACAGAGUGUGGGAAGAGCUUCCCGUACAAGAGCGCUCUGCAGCAACACCAGAUCACUCACUCCGGGGAGAAACCAUUCACAUGUUCAGAAUGCGGCAAAAGCUUCUCCCUAAAGAGUCAACUUCACAGUCACCACAAAAUUCACACGGGGGAGAAACCCUUUACGUGUGCAGAAUGUGGGAAAAGCUUCUCCUAUAAGAGCCACCUCCUCCAGCACGAGAAAAUUCACACGGGAGAGAAACCGUUCGCGUGUACGGAAUGUGGGAAAACGUUCUCUCGCAAGAAAAAUCUUUCCAUCCAUCUGAAAAUCCACACGGGGGAGAAACGAUUCACCUGCACAGAGUGCGGCAAAUGCUUCUUUAACAAGUUCACCCUAAUGACUCACGGAUUCAUACACACGGGGGAGAAACCGUUCAUCUGCAAGGAAUGUGGGAAGAGCUUUACUCACAGCGGCAGCCUGUACAACCACCAGAAGGCACACACGGGGGAGAGACCUUUCUCCUGCUCCGAAUGCGGGAAGACUUUCCAUAGGAGAACUCAGCUUCAGAGACAUCAGGUGAUUCACAAGGGAGAGAAACCCUACGCCUGCUCCGAGUGCGGGAAACGGUUUUCUCAGAAGGGAACCCUCCAUACGCAUCAAAAACUCCACACGGGGGAAUUGCCUUUUUCUUGCACAGAAUGCGGGGAGUGUUUCCCCAUCAAAAGCAGCCUUAAUAAACACCAGAAAAGUCAUACGGCUUAGUAAGGUUUCAGCAAUAAACUGUAGCGCAGAGACUGCAUUUACCCAAUAAACAACAUUUGCUCAGCAGUU